Messenger RNA from Eriocheir sinensis (Chinese mitten crab), 817 nucleotides. RefSeq lists its product as uncharacterized. The transcript has 3 exons. Bases 98 to 817 code for a protein of 239 amino acids. Lineage: Eukaryota; Metazoa; Arthropoda; Malacostraca; Decapoda; Varunidae. The record is from RefSeq and is a predicted model, not a curated record.
CCAGAAGCCAGUGGAUGAUACAAGAGUCGCACAAAAAGACUGCACGCAAUUGGAGAGCCAUGGCAAGAGGGUUCAAACUCUCGUAAUUACUCUGCACAUGGUCAAGAGAGAGAAAAUAAAGGAGGUAUACGAUGAGCUCCCCUCCGGGCACCAAGGCACGGCUGGGGACGCUCCUUCCAGCAGGAGCAAGGCCGUUACCGGCCCACCGGAAAAGAUGCCCCUUAUCAGCAGCUUCAAACAGCGGGAUGCAUCUCAAACUCCGGUCAAGAAAACUAUCAGGUUCAACUUCCAAAACCUGAACACUUUCGUCAAAAUUCGUGAGCUGUACUGUGCCUACGACUACUGCAAGUAUGGCUUCCCUCUCUCCAGCAUUCGUCCUGAGCUGGAAAGGCGAAAGGAGAGAACAGUGAAGCCACAGAAAGGGUCAGCAAAGGACGCGGUAAAGAAACACAACACACGACACCAGCAAACAGUUGGAGCAGCUCGCUGUGCACAAAUGAAUACCACUACUGAAGGGAAGUCUCCUAAAGGUAUCCUGAAGAAAGAAAAAAUGCCACGGUCCACCUGUCCAGGACAUGUGUGCUUCAACCUUGGUAACCUCCGCGCCCCCGUUAAGGAACGUGAGGUGUACCGUGGCCACGACACCUUCAGAUACGCCGCGCCGCUCCAAGUCACUCAGCCUCCCAACUUUACCUCGAGGCCUCACCAGCAGCCCGUUAGAUCCGCCUCUAACUCGCUGCGUGGCGCACCUCGGCACGUCGACAGGCCGACACAGCGGAGGAACGACUCCUUCCAGCAAAACAGUGUUUGCUACUGA